AUGAAUAAUAAUGAUAAAAAGUUUAAUCUCACAGAAGGUUCUGUUAGUCUUCACAGCGUGAAUUUAAUAGGUAGUGCUGACUUACCCACAGAUAAAGAAGAUGAAACUGUGUUUUAUAACAGUGCACAAGUGUUUAAUAGAGAUUUAACGUUAUUAAUAAUAAAGUGUUAUGCAGAAAAUGUCAUUCAAAGUAAGAUAGAAAAAUACGAAAAGUCACAUGACAGAACUUACAUGCCUGCUAUUUUCGAGGGGGUAACGCUCUGUGAAGGUUUGGCAGCGUCUGGGCUUCGCUCAAUGCGAUGGGCCAAAGAAUUGCCUGCCAGCUAUGUGAGAAAAGUUGUCACUUGCGAUUUAGACCCUACUGCUGUCGCAACUGCUAAGCUGCAACGCGACUUGAACGAAAUUCCAGCUUCAUUGAUGGAAAUUCAGCAAGGGGACAUUAACUACUUACUUUUCAAAAAUAAAUAUGAAAACAAUAUCAAAUUUGAUGUUAUUGAUCUUGAUCCGUACGGCAGUAUUGCUCCAUUCCUCGACAGUGCAAUAUCCAACAUUAAGGACAGAGGUCUGCUUUGCGUCACCUCGACUGAUAUGUGCGUACUUGGAGCAAACAUUCCUGAAGUUUGCUUUUCAAAAUAUUAUGGUACUGCCACCAAACGACCAUUUUUACAUGAAGCUAGCGUACGUAUAGUUCUAAACGCAAUGCGAGUAGUGGCAGGAAAAUAUGGAAAAUUCAUUAAACCACUGAUAAGCUUGUCAGUAGACUUUUACGUUAGGAUCUUUGUUUUAGUUUUGAAUAAGCCUUCACUAUGUAAAUCUAACGCUUACCAGACAGGAAAAACUUUUCCGAAAAUUUCUGGUUUGCUUAACGUUAUCAAGGAAGAUUUAGACGAUAUUCCGCUGUUCUACAGUUUGCCCUUGAUAUGUAAAAAUAUGAAACUGUCAGUUCCCAAGCAAAAAUUGCUUUUGAGUGCGUUGCUGAACAUAGGCUACAGGAUCGGACUGUUCCACAGAGAGCCCUUGAGCAUAAAAACAGAUGCCCCAUUUUUCGUACUUAAGGACUUAAUUCAUUACUGCAUAGAAUUCACCAACCCGGCUAACGCUACAAAAGAUUACAAAAUCAGUACAAUUAGAAUAUAA
Dermatophagoides pteronyssinus (European house dust mite) is the source of this 1137-nucleotide messenger RNA. RefSeq names its product tRNA (guanine(26)-N(2))-dimethyltransferase-like. The record is from RefSeq and is a predicted model, not a curated record. Lineage: Eukaryota; Metazoa; Arthropoda; Arachnida; Sarcoptiformes; Pyroglyphidae.